This is a messenger RNA of Cucurbita moschata (crookneck pumpkin), 1296 nucleotides long. RefSeq names its product 12-oxophytodienoate reductase 3-like. The record is from RefSeq and is a predicted model, not a curated record. Lineage: Eukaryota; Viridiplantae; Streptophyta; Magnoliopsida; Cucurbitales; Cucurbitaceae. Gene Ontology annotation, molecular function: oxidoreductase activity; FMN binding. Gene Ontology annotation, cellular component: peroxisome. Gene Ontology annotation, biological process: oxylipin biosynthetic process; jasmonic acid biosynthetic process. The transcript has 5 exons. Bases 96 to 1271 code for a protein of 391 amino acids.
UGCUCCACUUCCACUUAAAACGUGGAAACGCCUUUGUAUAUUAAGCUCCCCACAUCUCGUAGCCGUCGGCAAAUUCUGAUCCCAACUCAUUGAAAAUGGCUGAAACUCCGGCGAGAAAUGGAACCGCUACACUCUUCUCUCCGUUCAGGAUGGGGAAGUUCGAUCUCUCUCACAGAGUAGUUCUAGCGCCGAUGACGAGAUGCAGAGCUUUGAAUGGGAUUCCGGGAGCGGCGCUGGCCAAAUAUUACACUCAGAGGUCUACGGACGGCGGGUUUCUAAUCAGCGAAGGAACUUCGAUCUCCGCCACGGCGGCUGGGUUUCCCCAUGUUCCUGGAAUUUACACGGAAGAACAGGUGCAAGCAUGGAAGGCAGUGGUGGAUGCUGUUCAUGCCAAAGGCAGCAUCAUUUUCUGUCAGCUCUGGCACGUCGGCCGAGCUUCACAUCAAGUUUAUCAGCCUGAUGGGAUGCCACCAAUUUCAUCCACAAGCACACCCAUCUCCAAGAGAUGGAGAAUUCUGCUUCCUGAUGGCUCCUAUGGCAUCUACCCAAGCCCACGAGCACUGCAAACUCAUGAAAUCGAGGACGUGGUCGAGCAUUAUCGACAGGCUGCCUUGAACGCCAUUCGAGCAGGGUUCGAUGGGAUUGAGAUCCAUUCAGCUCACGGUUACCUCCUGGACCAGUUCUUGAAGGAUGGUAUAAAUGACAGAACCGACCAGUACGGAGGAUGUCUCUCAAACAGGUCUAGAUUCUUGUUGAAGGUAGUUCAUGCCGUGGUUUCUGCUAUAGGAGCAUAUAGAGUUGGUGUUAGAAUUUCUCCAGCCAUCGAUCACCUCGACGCUAUGGAUUCCGAUCCUCUCAAGCUAGGACUACAUGUCGUCGAUCAACUUAACAAACUCCAACAGGAAAUCAGUGGAAAGCUGAGUUAUGUCCAUGUAACUCAGCCCCGGUACACGGCCUACGGCCAGACUGAGUCGGGUAGGCCUGGAAGUGAAGACUCGGAGGCUGAGUUCAUGAGGAGUUUGAGAAGAGCUUAUGAAGGAACGUUCAUUUGCAGCGGUGGGUUCACUCGUGAAUUGGGAAUGCAAGCGAUCGAGAACGGAGAUGCCGACUUGGUGUCGUAUGGUAGGCUGUUCAUUGCGAACCCUGAUUUGGCUUUGAGAUUUAAGCUGAAUGCACCACUGAACAAGUAUGUUAGGAAGACGUUCUAUACACAAGAUCCUGUUGUUGGCUACACAGACUAUCCAUUUCUUGGGCCUCUUUCCCGCCUUUGAAGAUAUUUAGGAGAUAUUGUCCUUU